Messenger RNA from Adineta steineri, 693 nucleotides. The record is from the annotation of a GenBank genome assembly. NCBI's taxonomy places the organism in Eukaryota, Metazoa, Rotifera, Eurotatoria, Adinetida, Adinetidae.
AUGAAUUCAAAUAAAGGUGGAUAUCAAUCGCAAAGUUGGGAUCUUAAAACUGGCUAUAAACCUAUGCAAUGGCGACCAACAGUUUCAACACCAUUAUGUGUACUUUGUAAUAAAACUGUUUAUCCAGCUGAAGAAGUCAAUGGUGCUGGUCAAAAAUAUCAUAAACUUUGCCUUAAAUGCACAUCAUGCAAUACAUUACUCAAUUCAGGUAAUCUAAAUGAACAUGAAACAAAGAUUUAUUGUGUGCCAUGCUAUCGUCGUCAAUUCGGUCCACGAGGACUUGCUCAUGGUUUUGAAACUACAUCAUCAAUAAAUACCGAUAUAUCACCAACUAGUCCAAGUUCAUAUCGAAAAGAAAGAAAUAUUGAUAAUCACUAUUAUGAACGAAAAACCUCAACAGGUUCAUCACCAUCUCGAACUUCAUCAGAUGAUGAUUCACGUCAUACCAACAGUUUACCAUUUACUACUCAAGUAACCACAAGAGAAAAACCAACAACUAUCAAUCGACCAUCAUCAACUCUAACAAAUAUUCCAGCCUGCAAAGUGGUGAACAUAUCACAAAAUAUUUGUCCACGUUGUUCCAAAAUUGUUUAUUCUGCUGAAGAAGUUAAAGCUGCUGGAAAAUCAUUUCAUAAACGAUGUUAUAGUUGUGCACAUUGUAAAGGAACACCACUUAUACUUCCUUUACAAUGA